AUGUCAUCAAUAGGUGUAGAUAUCAAGCACAAAUGCCAACAGAAUGAUAAGAAAGUAAAGGGUAGAGGUACAAAAAAAACAUGUAUCAAGCAUGGUUUGCAGGCAUCAUUGAGAAAUGUCUACAAUGAAGUCAGGGAUCCAGAUUACAAAGUGUGUCAUCAUAAGAGUGACAUAACUAUUAUCCGUCACUUAAAAUAUGGUGGACAAGAGCUUACCAUUUCAGGUGGAUAUGCUGACCUUACUACUCAGCACACCGAGAUAACUGAAGUAUUUACCUACUACAGUGCCAAGUAUGACAGUGGUAGGUAUAUAGAUAAACCUCUCUUACUCAGACUUAAAGAAUACAAACAAGAAAAGUAUCACUGGUAUGAAAACACUGGAGAUCCUUUAAAUAAUAAGUGGAAGGAGAUCCCAAAUGGAAAUACGUUUUAUGAUGAAUAUGGCAAUCCAACUCCAACAUUUAAAAGUGAAUUAGACAAGCUCACCUGUAAACUCCACGAGCUUCAUAGCAUCAAUAUAAAGAAUGUUGAUGGAAAAUACCCUUGUCCUGUCUGUAAAACAUACAAGGUUAAAGUUACUAAAGAGAAGAGUGGUGUUCCUGGAUAUAUCAAAUACAAGUAUGAGUACAAUAGUAAGCCAUACUCCGUUAAGUAUGACGGUACUGUUCUUAAAUGGAGAACUAGCAAAUAUGAAAGUGGCUAUGAUGAAACAUUUUCACUCACUAUGGAACCCCCUCACCUUAUUGUAUAUUACCAGGAUAAAGAUGAAAAUCGUACGAAGCCUCUUAUGUUGGAGGUUGCUCUAGGAAAUAUGGAACUAGGUGUUGGAACUAUGAAAGUUCCUCUAGGUAAUGAUGGCUAUCCUAACAAUGACAAAUGGACUAUGAUACUGCCUAGAAAUGGUGGUUUUGAACUCACAAAUCAGGAACUUGAAGAACAGCUUAAAGAACAAGAGACUAGCAAACCUGAUACUGACGCUGGUGAAGAUGCUAGUGAUAGUAAAUCAUCAGCCAAACCUACUCCAGAAAAGCCCAAUAAAGAGGAAGAUGAAGAAGAUGAGGAGGAGGAGGAGGAAGAAGAAGAAGAAGAAGAAGAAGAAGAGAGAGAAGAAACUCCCGCAAUUCCCAUUCUACCCCAAGCUCUAGCACAAAACCCACCAGUAACCAUCAAGCUGGGUGUAAAGCCAAAAGGUAAUGAAGAUACUACUUAUACAAAUGGUAAGGUUACCAUUGAAAUCAAAAAAACCUCUGAACCUCCUGGAUCUAAUUUCUACAAGUACACCCAUAGAGACUCUACCGGGGAACCAUUCACACUAAAGGAAGUUAAAGACGAUAAUAGCAUCCAAAUUCCGGGGAUUAUUCAGACCCAUAACGUUGACAGUGUUUCCGCCUAUUACUGGACUGGUAAUACUGAUAAGGCACUCAUAGUAGGAGUCACUGCUAGUGCUGGAGGAACUACCUAUUAUGCCAGGAUUAGUAGUAGUACUGGUUGGAUUGGACCACUUAAUAACAAUACUCAACCUCCAUUAAAACAUGGUGAGCUGCUUGAGCAGACACUUGACGACCUAGUCUGUGAGAAUUACGAUGGAGUUACUAUGGAUAUAUCACAUGAUGCUUCCCAUAGCGUAUGGAAUGGUAGUAAGCGUUAUUGUUGCGGUUUCCAUGAAAAGCAGAAUGGUGGUAAAGGUGGAAAAAUUACUGUUAGUAAGAGGCCACUUCCAGCUCUCCAUAAAAUCCAAUAUUUCAAACACUCUAUUUCCCGCGGAGAUAGACUAUCAGGCAUUAAGUAUUAUCCUAAUGGCAAUACUAGUGCUCAAAGAAAGAGGAUCAAAUUAAAAGGUCAUGACUUUCCCAUCCCCGGCCCACUAAGUGUCUCUGUAUUCAACUGCGGAAAGAAACCAGUACUUAUCUACGUAGAGUCAGGUGGUCCAGGUUAUAAAGCUACAGGUUGGUACAAGCCAGAUAGUUCUGGUGAUGAUUCUCUAUGGGUAAAACUCGAAAAUGGACUUAACGAAGCGCCAUAUAAAAUCAAAACCUGUGGUAGUGAAGACUUUAAAAAACUUGCGGAGGAACUGAGGGAGGGUAGAUGUGACAACUAUGGAGUAUGUACUCUUCCUCCACAACAACCACCACCUCCUCCUGCCCCUGCACUCUCUUCAAUUACUGAAGCCCCUAGUGGUUAUAGUAAUUAUGGUCAAGUUGGUGAAAGAAACUCUGGUGAACCUGGAGGACUUGCUCCUGGUGAUUGUAGAUCUAUCCAAUCUACUCUUCCUAAUGGUGCUUUCCUUACUAAUUGUGAUGAUAGACAUGUGGCUGCUGUUCUAUCUGCUCCUGGUGAAGUCAGAGAGCAAGCUAAAGAAGGGCCAUCUCAGGUCUCUGAACCUAAAAAACCUGUUGGUCCUGACCCCAUUCAACCCUUAUUUCAACAAGAGAUUGGUGGUAUUCCUAGAUCUGGACCUCAAGGUGAAGAUGGUAAAACUACUGAAGCUGGUGAUGAAAAAGGUAUUCAAGAAACAUCUGUUACUAUUUCUGUUCCUGAUGCUGGAGGACAUGCUGAUAUUGGUGCUAAUACUGAUGAACAUAAAGAGAAACAAGAAGAAGAACCUACUGGUAAAUCUAGAGAUGGUGAGGAAGAAUCUGAUGAAGAUACUGAAGAGAAACCUAAAGUACAAGUUUCUCCUUCAUCCUCAUCUCCAGUCCUAGCUGAUCCUGUUCCUCCUUCUCAACCUUUUACUGGUGCUGAGCCUUUUGCUUUCGCUACUCUUGGAUAUGCCUUAUCGGGGACUCUUACCGGAACUGCCGCAACAUUUUUUGGAGGAUGGAAACUGUAUAAUCGCUAUAAAGGCGACCCUUGGGUUAGACAGAUAUGA
This is a messenger RNA of Theileria equi strain WA, 2868 nucleotides long. RefSeq lists its product as hypothetical. Bases 1 to 2868 code for a protein of 955 amino acids. NCBI's taxonomy places the organism in Eukaryota, Apicomplexa, Aconoidasida, Piroplasmida, Theileriidae. The transcript has a single exon. The record is from RefSeq and is a predicted model, not a curated record.